AUGGGCGGCCCGUGCGUGUGUGUGCGCGGGCGUGUCCCCGGCCGCGCCGCUCAGCCAAUCAGCGCCGCGUGCGUGCGCGGGGCGCGGCCGGGGCGGCGCCGCGGCGGGAGCGGAACGGGAGCGCGGAGCGGGAGCGGAGCGGAGAUGGAGCGGCGGAGCGGGCUCGGGCUGGCGGCCCUGGGCGCUCUGGGCCGGCGGCUGCUCUGGGCGCUGCCCGCUUACGCCGCGGGGCUGCUGGGGCUCGGUGCGGGCGCCGUGGUGCUCGCCCUGGCGCUCUACGCGGGCUGGCGGCGGCGGCGGCGCGCCCGGGAGCGCGGGAUGCGCGCGGCCGAGCGCCUGCACCGUGAGGAAGAGGCGGCGGUGCGCGCCGCCGCCCGCGGGGAGCUGCCGGCCUGGGUCAGCUUCCCGGAUGUGGAGCGGGCGGAAUGGCUCAACAAGGUCCUGGCGCAGGCCUGGCCGUUCCUGGGCCAGUAUCUCGAGAAGCUCCUCACGGACUCGGUGGCCCCGGCCAUCCGUGCCUCCAGCCCCCACCUGCAGAGCUUCACCUUCACCAGGGUGGACCUGGGACAGAAGCCCCUCCGUGUGCUGGGGGUCCAAGCCCACCCUGGAACCCACAAGAAGCAAAUCCUGCUGGACCUCAACAUCAGUUACGUGGGCGACGUCCAGAUCGACGUGGAGGUGAAGAAAUUCUUCUGCAAGGCGGGGGUGAAGGGGAUGCAGCUCCACGGGGUGCUCAGGAUCAUCCUGGAGCCGCUGCUGGGGGAUGUGCCCAUCGUGGGGGCGCUCAGCAUGUUCUUCAUCCGCCGCCCGACGCUGGACAUCAACUGGACAGGAAUGACCAACCUGCUGGACAUCCCGGGGCUCAGCUCCAUGUCGGACUCGAUGAUCAUGGACAGCAUCGCCUCCUACCUGGUGCUGCCCAACCGGCUCCUGGUGCCGCUGCUGCCCGACCUGCCCGAGGCUGCGCGGCUGCGCUGGCCCCUGCCCCGGGGCGUGCUGCGGGUGUCGCUGGUGGCCGCGCGCGCGCUCCGCUCCAAGGAUCGCUUCCUGGGCGGGCUCGUCCAGGGCCGCUCGGACCCGUACGCGCUGCUCAGGGUGGGGACACAGGCGGCGACGAGCCGGGUGAUCGGGGACAGCCUGGAGCCCGUGUGGGACGAGAUGUACGAGUUCAUGGUGCACGAGGUGCCGGGGCAGGAGCUGGAGGUGGAGCUCUACGACAAAGACCCCGACAAGGACGAUCUGCUGGGCAGGAUGAAGCUGGACCUCGGGGAGGUGCUCAGAGCUCGGGUGAUGGACGAGUGGUUCCCUCUGCAGGACGGGGGCCAGGGCCGGCUCCACCUGCGCCUGGAAUGGCUCUCGCUGCUCUCUGACUCCUCCAAG
Molecule: messenger RNA, 1380 nt
Organism: Melospiza melodia melodia
Lineage: Eukaryota; Metazoa; Chordata; Aves; Passeriformes; Passerellidae
Gene: ESYT1
Product: extended synaptotagmin 1
Exons: 12
Biological process (GO): lipid transport
Cellular component (GO): endoplasmic reticulum membrane; extrinsic component of cytoplasmic side of plasma membrane
Molecular function (GO): calcium ion binding; calcium-dependent phospholipid binding; phosphatidylcholine binding
Source: RefSeq, a predicted model, not a curated record